UGACUGGCAGUCGCUGGAGUUAGCAUAGAUUUUAGUCUAUGAGUUGUUAGCUUCGGAGUGAGCAGUGCAGGAGUUUUCUCUGCCACGAAAGACAUUGGCCUUGCUUCAAGCAACACUGGGGCAUGCGUUGGAGUCUACCCAGGAAGUGCUCUGAAAGGAGAGCUUGUUUAGAGUCCGACCAGUUUCUCUAUAUCUCCCCGCACUUUGUGUGGUGCUCCAGUAUAUGCUGAGGUUACCCUUCAGCCUAACAAGCUCGCAGUUAUAUCUCCAGCCUGGUUUUAAAGAACCAACUUGCCUUUAACUCCUGAAAGAGGGAAUUUUUUAAUUUACUUUUUAAAAGAGAUGGCUUCAACCUUCAUGUGUGGAAUGGAAGAUUUGCUGUAUAGUGGCAGUCGUUUUCUGUGGACUCUGACAAUAACAGCUUUGAGAAGGUGGUACACAGAGAGAAUGCGGGCUUGUGAGCAAAUGCUAAGGACUUGGUGCGGACUACGUGAGAUUUACCAGAUGGCGGAAGGUCGACACUGUCAGGUUAAUCUCCUGGAUGACAGAAAACUGGAGCUACUCGUUCAGCCUAAGCUUCUGUCAAGGGAGCUGUUAGACCUGGUGGCAUCUCAUUUCAACCUCAAAGAGAAGGAAUAUUUUGGAAUAACAUUUAUUGAUGACACAGGUCAGAAUAAUUGGCUGCAGCUGGAUCGCCGAGUAUUGGAUCAUGAUUUGCCGAAGAAAACCGAACCGGUGGCCUUAUUCUUUGCAGUCAAGUUUUAUAUUGAGAACAUAUCAUUUCUAAAGGACAUUACCACUGUGGAAUUAUUCUUUUUGAAUGCAAAAUCCAGCAUUUACAAGGGCGACAUCGAAGCGGACAGCGAGACAGUGUUCGAGUUGGCUGCUCAUGUCUUGCAGGAAUCGAAGGGCGAUUACAUCAGCUCUGAGACUGCGAGGGAAGAACUGAAGAAGCUCCCUGCCCUUCCUACCCGAGCAUUACAGGAGCACCCAUCUCUUGCAUAUUGUGAAGACCGAGUGAUUGACCAUUAUAAAAAACUGAAAGGACUCAGCAGAGGGCAGGCGAUUGUCAAUUAUUUGACCGUGGUGGAAGCUCUUCCUACUUAUGGUAUUCAUUACUACGGAGUAAAGGAUAAACAAGGGAUUCCCUGGUGGCUUGGAAUUGGUUGCAAAGGAAUUGGGCAAUACGACUUUCACGAUAAAGUGAAACCAAGAAAGAUUUUCCAGUGGAAACAGCUUGAAAAUUUAUACUUUCGCGAAAAGAAGUUUGCGGUUGAGGUUCACGACCCUCGCAGAGUGCCGUUGUCGAGAAGAACAUUUGGACAGCCGAGUCUGGUGGUAAAUACCUGGUAUGCCAGUACCUCACUGAUAAAAUCCAUUUGGGUGAUGGCAAUAAGCCAACAUCAGUUCUACCUGGACAGAAAACAGAGCAAAGCAAAGAUUCCAUCGGCAAGAAGUCUCAGCGAUAUUGCGAUGGACUUGACUGACACUGGAAUGCCCAAAGCUUCUAAACAGACAAACGAGGAGAGAAAAAAUCCAAUUAUAACAGCUAGUAACGGCAGCCUAAUUUCCUCAGGUUCUCAGGAUUCUGAAGUGAGUGAUGAACUGAAAAAAGAAAAACGAAUUGCACUGAAACUGCGUCAAAGUGCGUUGGAAGAUGCCCUCAACCAAAGGACGGAGGAGUUAAAGAAAAUCUGUUUGCGAGAAGCAGAGUUAACUGGAAAACUACCAAAAGAGUACCCGCAAACCCUGGGUGAAGAUCUUCCACGUGUGAGGAGACGGGUGGGAACGGCGUUCAAACUGGAGGACUCCCUACUGCAAAGUGAAGAGGAUCCGCACUUACAAAACCUGGAAAGCAAAUUUGUCAUUCAGCAGAAAAUAGUGGAAGCUGCGAGGAAACUGGCCAACGAUCCCGAAAUAGGCAAGAACGUUAAAAGGAAGAGGAAGCAAGACUACAUUGAGGCUCUCAAGAAGCUGCAGGAUAUCGAGAAUGCAAGUAACGAGUACAGAAUAAAGAGUGGGAGGAAACCAAUUCCAAGAGCCUCCCUCGUACUUCCUGAUGAGAUCAUACCCUCGGAAACCAGUUCUUUAUCGGACACAAACACAGCCGACGAUGAUGACGUGCGUGGGGUGCAAAGAAAGCGAUCCUUUUCCAGCCAGCAACCACCGAGGCCACUUCCACCGCAGUCCCUCGAGCUCAAACAGAGUCGGCAAAGGAGGAGUUCUGCAAGUGAACAGCUACACGAUAAAGGACAUCUAGUCCAUCCUAGAUUCAACAACAAUGAAGGUUGCUACUUGCAGGAUAUUCUGCACGGCCACAGGGAACUGAGCUCCACACACAGCAGCCCUUACAGAUCCCAGGGUAGACAAUGCCAGGGAGGGAGAAGUAUGCCGGCCACACCAGUACUGACUCGCAAUGCUUACAGCAGCAGCCAGCUACGACCCGAUCUUUCGCCGGAUCACUUCAGGCAACGCAGCGGCAGCUUGGAAUCCCAGUCCCAUCUGCUGGACGAGGUUCCCGGCGAGAGGGCCAUUUUCCCCCUCACGGCGGCCCAGCGCAGCAGCAGCACGGAGUUGCUGGACGACGGCUCGUCCUACACCAGCCAGUCCAGCGCCGAGUACUACAGCGCCCCUAGCAAGCCCCUCCAGUACUACAACACCAUGACGGUCGGCUGUCGGUCAAGAGAAAAACGGAGACACAAGAAACCGACGAUAUCUGCCGCUCCGUCGGGAAGCAUGCCCAAUCUGGCACCGAAAGACGUGCGGAAUGGAGUUUACCAAAACUCUUACAAUCAGCCUUGCUCUGACUAUUAUAUCCCAGCAUAUCCUCAGUACAGUGACUAUGAGCCUUACGGGUAUACGUUCGAGAAUGACACCGAAGGCCACUAUAACGUCAAAGCCCCGCACAGAUCGGUGCAUUCAUACAACGCUGACCGCUACAGUCGAGACUACGGUCGCUUUUACCAGGAGGAUGUGGAGGCCAUGUCUCAGAACCCGUAUGCCACGCUGAGGAAUAUGCGCAGGAGAGGGGCCAAGAGUGAACAAAUAACCAAAAACAUUCAGAAAGCGCUGGUGGCGGAAAGCUUGCGGGGUUGGUACGAGCGAGCGUCGACUCACAAGGAUCACGGCCUGCAGGCAGGUUUGGACUCCGAGAGGGGCUCACAGCAGAGUCUGGGCUUCACGUAUAUGCAAGGUCCGUUCUCGCCGAACAACAGGGCUACGUCUUUCACAUCCGUUUCUUCAGCAGCUAGCACUGGAACGUGGCGGAGCCAGAUCACUGUGGGCGUCCAGGAUUUUGAUCAUUUACCUUAUGCAACUCCUUUCAAUAACUCCUACAGCAAUACAACAUUACACACCAGACCUUAUCCAGAAAGAAUGUAUUCGGACAGUGGAGACACAGUGCAGCUGGAAAAUGACUUGUACGAAGAUGAGCAAAUGUUGCUAUGGCAUGAAGACUCUAAACCCGGGACUCUGGUUUAGGUGGCGACUAGCUAGCUGACCUUCCACCUUCCCUGUCCAACAAGUGGAAAACGUAAUCAGUGUGCCUUGCAUCCUUUUCGAUCUGUUUGAAAUGCUUUAUUUCUACUAAUAGGAAUCACACUCGGAACAUUUCAAUGUUUUUCAUAAGGUACUCUACCUGGAUGCCGGGAUGUUCAUUGUGCAGAAGGAGUGAAAGUUUUCUAAGUUCUACACUUCACAGUUCAGUAAAGGUUCCCUUAAUAACUACAGUACAUUCUAAAGACCAACCUCGAAGUAGAUUGUGUUUAAAUUGAAGCUCGGAAGAAUGGCACUUGGAAAUCAUUUUUUUAAAACUGAAAAUGCACUUUUCAAGAUUAAGUUGAUGAAAGCAAGGGGUUCCUCAUUGAGUCUGGAGCAGAACAAGAGGAACUGUGCUUCACGCAUAGGUAUGCAAGAGGACAAAGCAGGGUAGGAAGUAAAGGAGUACUUUGCAGAUUAUUAAAUGAAGGAUGUCUUGUACUUAGGCAAGAAACUGGUGACUCUCUGAUUACUUGGACAGAGUUUAGUGGGCUUAUAGAUUUUCAAAAUGAUUAGUUGGACACCAGACCAGAAAUUAGUGAGAGAUGCAUUUUGUUAAAGGUUUUUCUGGUCUUUCUAAAGCACAAAGAUUCAUCAUACUUGUGAUUCUGAAAACCAAUUGUUAAUUUAGUCGUUAGACUUUACAAAUAGGCUUUCUUUUUGCAUGGGAGGGAGGGGGAGGGGAUGGAGUUAAUGAACUAUUGGUCCAUGUAAUGUCAAUUGUUAGUGGACCAUAUUGAGUAGCACAAUUUACCAAGUUAUGAAAUUAUGGAUCAAAUGUAGCUAAACCGCUGUGUUUCCUAAUAAAAAGCACAUGGCUUGAGAGAAGCAGGAAAAAGACUAAAACGCAAUAAAACUUUUUUUAAAACAAAGAGCACAAUCCUAAAACUGGCAGUUGAAGUCAGCACAAUCUGGUUUAAAUACUUCAGUUUGAUUAUCUGUUCAAGUUAGGCAAGAGAGCUCUUGGUUGAGAUGGUACUGUUAUGAGACAUGUGACUCGGGUAGAGUACUAUUCUCUUGCGCCACCAGAAUGUAUUAAACUUGGUUUUUAAAACAAAAAUCCCAAUCAUUUCCGACUAUUCAAGAGCUGGCAGAUGUAUAUCAGACAGAUUAUGUAUUUAUGGUGAUGAAUGAAUGCUCUGCUGAGAUUCCGAGAGUCAAUGGGUUGGGUGGUAAUCUUUUGAACACCUCAUUGUCCUCAUUGUAAUCUCCAUCUCGAGGGGGUAGGUUGGAAAAUAAUGAUGUAAAGUGCGGAGGGAAGAAUCACCCACAGUUUGGACUUCCACUAUUUACUUGAGACUUUUUGAAGAAUGACUCAAACCCAGAGAUACUAUAGUGGUUGACCCCACGGUCAAAUAACAUUCCUGUCCACUUUCACAUUGGGAUCUUUGAGCAUUAGGACCCAAGUCCACGAAACAGUCUCUCAGCCAUGGAUUACCUUUUCAGAAGAGAAAAAAGGGAUGAAAUUGGUUCCUCGCUCUUCGGCCUCUCGUUAUCAUGGUGAGGUUCAGAGGAACACGGCUCAAAACUCGUCUCUUAAAAGAAAAGUGAAUUAACAGAAACAUGAAUACAAAAAAGGAACAAUCCCACAAGUACGACUUCUGCAGGCAACAAAAUGAACCUUCGAUGUUUUCAUUUAUACAUGAAGUGCUCAUGAGGGUCACACUACCUCACUAUUUCUUUGAGAAUAUAUAUACACGUUCACCAGUUUGGGGGCCAGGCAUUCACUACGAUGCAUGAAUUUUAUAUGUUGAAUUCCUGGCAAUUUUACUCCAAGCUCUUUAACUGGUGACUCCAUGUUUUCCCUCGCUGGUGAUCCAUGGAAAGGUGCUGUCAUUUUCCUUUUGUUUUUUUUUAUUGAUAAUUGUGUUUAUGUAAAGAUUUGAAUUGACUUUUUUUGUGAGCAUUUUUAUUAUUGUUGUUCCAAAGCAUGUAAUAUAUAGUAAAACUAAUUUGGUAAGCUGGUUCUUAGUCAUUUUUUUAAUUCAAUGAGAAGUUUCAAUUCAUGUGGAAAAUUUGGAACAAAGCGUUUAACUUAUUCUUUUGCAUAUUUGUACAGCUUUACCCAGAGAUACUGACAUUUUUGUGUAUGCCUUUACAUUAUACUCCUGUCUUCCUUGCUUUGAUAAAAAUGUGCUUUUAAGAAAAAAAAAAACAGGAGACCAGUAAAUAAAAGUGUAUGGAUAUCA
Leucoraja erinaceus (little skate) is the source of this 5726-nucleotide messenger RNA. RefSeq names its product FERM domain-containing protein 4B-like. The transcript has 23 exons. Gene Ontology annotation, molecular function: cytoskeletal protein binding. The coding region runs from base 343 to 3480 and encodes 1045 amino acids. Gene Ontology annotation, cellular component: bicellular tight junction; adherens junction; cytoskeleton. The record is from RefSeq and is a predicted model, not a curated record. Lineage: Eukaryota; Metazoa; Chordata; Chondrichthyes; Rajiformes; Rajidae. Gene Ontology annotation, biological process: establishment of epithelial cell polarity.